AAAUAAAAGCAGGUGAACCAGCAAUCCAAAAGGCGAGGAACCUGUCUGAUCAUAUUUACCAAAUAGAUGGACUUGGAGACUGUUUGAAACCUCUUAAAAUCACAGCUGUGCCUCGGAGACAAAACCAGAGUUAAAACUCAGCUCUCAAGUCAUUCAGAAAAUAAGGAAUCUGGUAGCCUGAGAUGAAAAAUGACGCGGGCGGGUGGUUGUUGCUUUGUGUACGUGGGGUAGGUUGUCUCGUUUUCUUUUAAAACCAAGGAAAUAGUUUGAAAGCGGUUUGUCGGUAUGAAGAAGGCUGGCCAUGUGGAAAGCAAAGACAGCUGGGGGCAGUCCAGCACUGAGCUACACCCCUGAACCGCCGGGCAGGGUAGUCAAAGACCUCUCGCAAAGCACGGCGCUGUCUGUCGGCAGAGCACCUCACCCGCGGGUGCCUCCCCUCCCGGCAGCGCGCAGAAGGGAGCGGUGGCACAGCCGGGAGAGGCGGGCUCACAGCUGCCGUCUCCCGCUGGCCGCGGAGCCGCUCGGGGCGGCCCGGCCCGGUCCGGUCCGGUGCGGUCCGUGCGAGGCGCGGGCGCAGCCGCGGCCCCGAGGCGGGAGGAUGCGGGCGGCGCCCGGGGCGCAGCCGGAGCGGCCCUUCAAGCUCAGGAAGAGUCUCGCCACCCGGCGGGAAGAAGUAGCAGGGAUCCGAGCCAAGUUCCCGACAAAAAUCCCGGUAAUUGUUGAGAGAUACCAUAAAGAGAAAUACCUUCCUCUCCUGGACAAAACCAAGUUUCUGGUUCCCGAGGAGCUGACCAUGGCACAGUUCAUAACCAUCAUCAGAAGCAGGAUGGCUCUAACAGCUACACAAGCUUUCUACCUGCUGGUGAACAACAAAAGCCUAGCCAGUAUGUCCUUGACAAUGACAGAAGUCUACAGGGACUACAAAGAUGAAGAUGGCUUUGUGUAUAUGACCUAUGCUUCCCAGGAGAUGUUUGGAUGCUUAUUAUCCACUGCCCAAGGGAAGACAAUGGAAUGCUUUCAGAAAACUUAAGAAUGGGUUCAUAUGCUGCAGCAAAGCAGUUUGCUCUGAAUCAUGCCUGUGACAUGAACCUCGGAGAUGCUCCUUCCAGUGUGAGCUCUUGAGCUCUGUAGUGGGAGUUAUGACCCAAAAGCUGGCAGGACCAGCUUAAGACAGAAAUGGUGGUACACUUUCCCUAGGUUAAUAAUUUGUAUAUAUAUUUUUAUAUUUGAAGACACUAUGGGUUAGGGCUUUUUUCUUUUGAACUGCACCUCCACUGUUUUGCAAUAUCAGUCUUUGCUGUGUAACUGAUUUUUAAGGUUUCCUGAAAGCCAAGGUCUAAGAGGAAAAUAAAGAACCUUUUAAGUA
This is a messenger RNA of Prinia subflava (tawny-flanked prinia), 1366 nucleotides long. RefSeq names its product microtubule associated protein 1 light chain 3 gamma (gene MAP1LC3C). The transcript is spliced from 4 exons. The record is from RefSeq and is a predicted model, not a curated record. Lineage: Eukaryota; Metazoa; Chordata; Aves; Passeriformes; Cisticolidae. Gene Ontology annotation, molecular function: ubiquitin protein ligase binding. Gene Ontology annotation, cellular component: autophagosome; cytosol; autophagosome membrane. Gene Ontology annotation, biological process: cellular response to nitrogen starvation; macroautophagy; autophagosome assembly. The coding region runs from base 302 to 1030 and encodes 242 amino acids.